AUGUCGCAUCUCGAACACAUAGCGACUUUUCUCGAUGAAGAAGUGACAAGAAUAACAGACCCGACAACGGCUCCUACCGGGGUCCCCCCUGACAUCGUCGAUCUAGUCAAUGCAGAGAUCGCCAGACGCAGGGCAGAUAAGACAGACACGACAACAAGAGACUUUGUAGCGCGCAAAGUGUACCAGCUAGCACACCGCAAGAAAUUGACCCUUUUCAAGUGCAUAGUGCACGAUAUACAAACGAACAACGCACUCAAGAAGACCGAGAUCGGCGACUCCAUCGGGGCCAUUAGCACUUCGAACUUGAAAACCCUCAUUGAAAAUAUAUACAAACUACCAAGCCUGACAGAUCUCGAUACAACAGGUACACAGGAAAUACAAUCACUCAGGGAGUACUUGGUUCUGCGCAAGGAAUUGAUGGCACAAUGCACAGCGAUUGAAAUUGGGGGAUCCAAAUUGAAAGAGUUGCGAGAGCAAAAUGCGGAGGUAGAGUUACUGCGGAGGUCAAUCUUGGAGACCACGGGCUCCGAUGAUAUUGUUCAGUACCUGAAAACGUACCAUUCCAAACUUGUAAUAGAGUUGAAGGAAUUAACUUUGACACUGGAAGAGAAGAUCAAAUCCUCGAAUCAGUCCCCGGCCCAACUAGAGACUUUGCGAACGAUUCUAAAAGAAUUGCAAGAUUAA
This is a messenger RNA of Huiozyma naganishii CBS 8797, 684 nucleotides long. It is a transcript of the gene NKP1, whose product is annotated as Nkp1p. The transcript has a single exon. The record is from RefSeq and is a predicted model, not a curated record. Lineage: Eukaryota; Fungi; Ascomycota; Saccharomycetes; Saccharomycetales; Saccharomycetaceae. Bases 1 to 684 code for a protein of 227 amino acids.